Messenger RNA from Boeremia exigua, 1659 nucleotides. RefSeq names its product Alpha/Beta hydrolase protein. The coding region runs from base 287 to 1618 and encodes 443 amino acids. The transcript is spliced from 2 exons. Lineage: Eukaryota; Fungi; Ascomycota; Dothideomycetes; Pleosporales; Didymellaceae. The record is from RefSeq and is a predicted model, not a curated record.
ACGGUAUUACGCCCCAAACCGCUAUAAUUAUAAUUCCAUUUGAAGAUUCCGAAUGCCAACCUUAUGAGCAGCGGAUCAUAAUGGAUGCGCCUUGACCUCACGGGCUAGUCGUCUUCGGGUCCGGUUGGGGUGAGUACGACUAGCUGCAGCUGCCUUUACUACGAACAUCUCACUUUCGCAUAUAAUGACACGCUGCUGACGCCAGCACCGUUCAACCAAACUGUUGAUAACGUUGUGUUAUCCACCGUUACCCAGUACCUCAGCUUUCCUACACCCGCUACACAUAAUGGCACCUAGCCUGAUAACACUUGCUGUGUCACUCUUUGCUGGUUGCGCUGCCGCAAAGCAAUGCCAGCUACUGAGCAUUCCAGUCGACAUCUCAUCUCGCCAAGGUGUUUUUAAGGAAGUUCCCGUUGAGGGCAAUCUGGACGUUGGCGCAUUUGCGACUCGCUUCACCCAAUACCAAUUCAACUACUCCGCUGAACUCUUCACCGGUUUCCAGACUCUCCGAAAGAGCAUCAAGAUCUCCGCCCAGUAUUGCACACCUGAUGCUGGCAGCAACGGCAUUGUUCAGGUUCUGUCGCAUGGGAUUGGCUUCGACAAGACUUAUUGGGAUAUAGCUUAUGACAACUACAACUACUCAUAUGUCAAUGUGGCCACUGCAGCCGGCUACAGCACACUCGCCAUCGAUCGCUACGGUAUCGGCAACUCCACCCACGGCGAUCCCCUCAAUGAGAUCCAGGCCAAUGCCGAAGUUGAAGCCCUCAAUGAAGUCACCAAGAAGCUUCGCGCCGGCUUGAUUACCGAGAUCAGCUGCAGCUACGAGAAAGUGAUUCACGUUGGUCAUUCUUUCGGCUCGGUGCAGACUUACUGGCUGUCUGCUUUGUAUCCCAACAAUACUGAUGGUGUUGUCCUUACUGGAUUUUCGAUCGCUGGUGGAUUUCUCCCAUACAUUGUCGCUGGCUGGAAUCUCCACAGCGCGCGCUUGAACCAGCCUUUCCGCUUUGGUAAUGCCUCUGCCACUACCAUCAAGACGCUUGCCCAAAAGUACAACGUCCAGGACGACCUAGUUCCUGGUCUCACUGAUAUUCUGAACAAGGUCGGUGUCGACGUUGACACCGAUGAGGUGUGGAAUUACAUCGGCACCACUGAGGUGAACGACCUCAUCAACGGUUACAACGAGACUGUGUUCCAGUACGAUUAUCCCUCCGGAUACUUCGCCCACUCAGAUCUCACUGCGCUUCACUACGCAUUCCUAUAUCCCGGCCAAUUCGACGUCGGCCUUGCUGUGGAGGCAGAGAAGACUAAGCAGCCUGUCACAGUUGGUGAACUCCUGACCAUCGGCAAUGCGCCCCAGGCUUCCCCAUUCACGGGUCCGGCUUUUGUGAUUACUGGCGAGCAUGACAUUCCUUUCUGCGGUGGCAACUGCUAUGGCAAGGGCCCGGAUAUCCCUGCCCCUAACAUUCCCGCCGCUGUCGUCGCUGUAUUUCCUGCUGCAUCUGCUUUUGAAGCAUACAUUCAGCCAAAAACAGGCCACGGUCUUAAUUUUAAUUACAACGCGACUGCUGGCUACCAGGUAAUCCAGGACUUCUUGAUCCGCAAUGGCCUGUCCGCAUAGAGUGGGACUGUGAACUGCGAUCGGGUCGAAGUAAUUGUAUG